AUGGAGUGCGCUAUCUGUAUGCGCGGGUAUGGUACGCGGAGGAGACCGCUAUGUAUGACUUGUGUGCAGUCAGCUUUGUACAGCCCUCGAGUGCGACAAGCGACAGCCUUACUCGAUCGCGAGAAGUCGCAUACUCAUGCCGAGGCCAUCCUUCGACCCGGCAAUGACGGUGUGCUAGCAUCGCUGCCAGACGAUGCCGAUCUCGAUGCUAUCACUACCGGGAUCAAGAAACACAGCUACGACCGGGCACGGGCAGAACGAGAGGCUGCCGAGGACCGCCUAACCCAGAUCCUCGACCAUGCCCAAGGCUUGAGAUCAGAUAUGGAGGAGUACAAGAGCACGAUCGAUAUGCGCAAGGAGAGACUGGAGCAUCGUCGAAGAGAUCUGGCUACUAGGCGCAGCGAGCUGGACAAGCAGAGAUCAAGAGCCAUGGACCCUGUUGCAUCGAGCAUCAAGAAGGCUUUGCAACGUCUCGACCGCACGCGCUACAAGAUCGUCGAAGCUCGUAGUCUGCUGUGUCGCGAGGCAGCCUCGGCAAGCAACCUCCAACGGCGCAAAGGCCCGGAUGGACGAUCUGUCUACAUGCUUGGGGGCAUCGGCAUACCCGACCUACGCUUGCUGAAUCAGAGGACACAGGCUGCUCACAGGAAGACCGCAGCAGGAGGCAGGGUCAUAGAAGAGCCUCAUGAUUCCGUAUCUGAAAGUUUCGACAAUGUCGCUCGCCUACUCAACCUAUGUGCGCACUACCUUUCGGUGCGACUACCUGCCGAGAUCAUUCUUCCCCACGAGGACUUCCCACGCGCUGUAAUCAUGCCAGAAAGAUCGUCCUACAAGCAGAAGAACAUCUCAUUUCCAGGAUUAACUACCAGCCAGUCAUCGAGUCCGGCGGCUUCGCGUGUACUGGACCGAAAUCAGCCAAGGCCGAGGCCACUGUGGCUCGAUCGCCCACUUGCGCAGCUCAGCAAGGAGGAUGCAAAGUCAUAUGGUCUCUAUGUCGAGGGUAUCACAUUACUUGCUUGGGAUGUUGCGUGGUUGUGUAAGACGCAGGGCAUCGACAAUGUCAACAACUACGAAGAAGCCUGCAACAUCGGCCGGAACCUCUGGCAACUGCUCCUGUUGAGCCGCAAACAUCAACGACCGUCGCUCGAUCGCAGGGAUACAGCAACAUCUGGUAAGAGUACCCCAGUCCACGAUCUGCGAUUGGGCGUGUUCUCCCACGCUUCAGCCACCCACAACCUGGCCAGCGCAACCGGCCUGGAUCUCAUGAAGGACUGGAAGCUUGCGUCAUCUGCCAGACUGGCCGACAAGUUGAGGUCAAACUUGUUGGCAGACAUUUCGGGCGCAGAGUGGGACUUCAUCGAGGGGGAGGAGUGGGACGAGGACCGCGAAGAAGACAGACCUGUCAUGGUGGGAGGGUCUAGGCGACCUCAAGAGUCGAGGUACGCUGCUAUGAGUGUGAUAAGCGUCAAGCCUAGUGAUGGCGCCGAAGAUGAGGACAUCGGGUCGGCAUCUGAUGCUAAGCGGAAGGGUAAUAGUGGGUGGAUGAAGGUGAGAGGGAGAAGUGAUGGAUGA
Fulvia fulva is the source of this 1572-nucleotide messenger RNA. Its product is annotated as Autophagy-related protein 14. Gene Ontology annotation, molecular function: SNARE binding. Gene Ontology annotation, cellular component: endosome; lytic vacuole. The transcript has a single exon. Gene Ontology annotation, biological process: SNARE complex assembly. The record is from RefSeq and is a predicted model, not a curated record. Bases 1 to 1572 code for a protein of 523 amino acids. NCBI's taxonomy places the organism in Eukaryota, Fungi, Ascomycota, Dothideomycetes, Mycosphaerellales, Mycosphaerellaceae.